Molecule: messenger RNA, 4010 nt
Organism: Nomia melanderi (Alkali bee)
Lineage: Eukaryota; Metazoa; Arthropoda; Insecta; Hymenoptera; Halictidae
Product: GTP-binding protein 10 homolog
Cellular component (GO): mitochondrion
Molecular function (GO): GTPase activity; magnesium ion binding; GTP binding
Source: RefSeq, a predicted model, not a curated record
UACGAUUGCUAACGAAUCUUAAGAAUAUAUACACGUAUGCACCUACUUAGCCAAGUACAUACGUAUACGCAUGCCCACAUAUAUAGAAACGACAAUGUUUCUUUGUAACGAUCGAAACGAACCGAUAAAGAUGACAAUUGUCAAUUACGUAUUGUAGAUAUUGCACGUAAAAUUAGCACGAGAAUGUGACAGCAGUACGCUUUCCCUAUCAAUUAUUUGGCACGCGAUCAAGGCUAGUGACUGGAUGACAAACUCCCCACCCGGCCAAAAACUUUGUCCUACGAUCAUUCAAAAAAACCAACACCAAAACUUAUAUCCGAAGCAUGGUAAUAGUUUGCCGCGCGUUCGACGAACAUUUACAAGUAAUUUGCAUAUAGCUCCUCGAGCCGAUACGAAUGCGAAACGCGAUGUAAAAGAAUAUCCGAUUGAAAACUAUAGGUACAAUCCGUAAUUAACAGUGAAUUGCAUGUUCGGAUCGUUACGUCGAUAUUACGUGCAAGCGAUCGACGACGAAACGACAGAAGUUGUUCGAAACCGUGCGAUGCUUGUUCGAAUUGACGGUUGAAAAGUGCCGAGGAAAAAGCAAAUAAUUCGCUCUAAGAUAGAACAAAGUGAAAUAUCGGUUCGCUCGAGCCAAUAAUAUCGCCCGUGAAAAAUCAGGACACUGUACUGUUUGCGUCAACCUGGCACCUAAAGUUUCUUACGAGUAAAACAUAAUUUCUUUUCCUUUGCUUUUCUUUGGUUAAUUACCUCGUGCUCGAACGAAGCAGUAGUAGCGGUAGGAGAAACAGAGGUAAGAGAAGAGUUCGGUAACGGAUGGUAUCCGAACGGGGGUGUCUACACCAACUCGGAGCAACUCGCCGAUUACGAAAGUAGAAGACGUGGAAACGUGUGUCACCGAUCAGUUCAGGCGAUGCAGGCACGACGGUAUCAACAGGGAGAAAGAAAAAGAAAUAUUGAAGAUCGAAGAACACCCGUACAGCCGGGGCGUGCUCUUGAGACUGAGCUAGAGGACGCAUCUCAUCGCGACGUCGUCGUCGUCGUCGUCGUCGCCGUCGCCGUCGCCGUCGCCGUCGCAGUCGCAGUCGCCGUCGCAGUCGCCGUCGCCGUCGCCGUCGCCGUCGCCGUCGCCGUAGACAAGACGUAGCCGUCGGCCUCCGGCUGGAUUUAAUUUUAACGCUUACCACGAAAAUUUAAACGUCGUGGCUUGUUAGACAGUUUACGUAUUCAUGUAAAAGGAGGAUCUGGAGGUUCUGGACUUCCUCGUUAUGGUGGAAUAGGUGGAGCAGGAGGAAAUGUAUUUGUUGUAUCGGAAGAGGGAUUAACUUUGCAGAAAGUUAAAUCUAAGAUGAAAAAGGAAGUCCUGAAAGCUGCACCCGGUAAUCCAAGUACAUGGAGAGGAAUUAUCGGUCAACCUGGAAUGGAUUUGAAUAUAUCUGUUCCAGUUGGUAUUACCGUUUACAAUGAAAAUAAUGUCAAACUUGGUGAAGUAAAUUCAGAUGGAGCGAAACUUCUGGUUGCAAAGGGUGGUACAGGAGGUUGCGAAAGUACAGGGUACUGUGGUCUCAAGGGUGAAAAUCGAUCCAUAAUUCUGGAUCUGAAAUUAAUUGCAGAUGUUGGUUUAGUUGGGUUUCCUAAUGCAGGAAAAAGUACAUUUUUAAAUGUAGUUUCCAAAGCAAAACCAAAAAUUGCUAGCUAUCCAUUCACAACGAUAAAACCACAAAUAGGUACCAUAAGCUACAAAGAUUACAGGCAAAUAUCGAUCGCAGAUUUGCCUGGUUUAAUCGAAGGUGCUCAUAUUAAUAAAGGAAUGGGUCAUAGAUUUUUGAAACAUGUAGAGAGAACAAAAUUGUUACUGUUUAUUGUGGAUAUUCAGGGAUUUCAGUUAUCCUAUAAACAUACACAUAGGACUUGUUUGGAAACUGUACUGCUCUUGAACAAAGAAAUUGAGCUUUACAAGCCAGAUUUAUUAGAAAGACCUUCGAUGCUAUUAGUAAAUAAAAUGGACACAAAAGAUUCAAAUAAAAUGUUCGAUGAAAUCAAAUCAAAGUUAAAGAAUUUAUCAGAGAUUGUAUCAGAAUUCGAUGAAUCUAUGCAACCAGAGAAAGUUUUACAAUUUGAUGAUAUUUUACCAACAUCUUUAAUUUCAAUGAAUGCAAACGAAAUAAACGAAAUUAAAGAUAACAUAAGAGGUAUUAUUGAUAAAUAUGAAGAAGAAAAAUGUAAUGCAGACAGUGGUCGUUCAAAUGAAGAUGACCUAUUAAUAAAAUUAGAAAGGAAAAUACAACGAUAUACACCUACACUUGUAUAAUACUUACAUAAAUCUCUAUAUAGAGUAAUAAUUUUAUUAAGACAUUACAUGCUUUCUUAUUAAAUUGUUUAAAUGAGUUUCUCUCUUAUUUUUACCCACUUGCACUUUAUGUUUGCUGCUGUUACUUUGUCUACCCAAUUUUCUCCUAAUGGAGCUUUCUCUGCUAGAGCCACUUUAUCAAUGUCACUUUCAUUCUCAAUAAUAUCUGUAUCCGUCAUCCAUUUUUCCAUUCCAUUCCAUGCAAUCAUUAUUCCAUUAUCUGUGCAUAAUUCAGGUGGCGUUCUUACGAAAUUAAAACCUGAUUCUGUACUUACAAUAUUUAAUGCUUUAGCUAAAAAAUCAUUGCACGCCAUACCCCCUGAUACAACCUGGUUAAUAAAAUAACAAUUAAAUAUUAUAUACAAUUUAAUUGAUUUAAUACAUUUAAACGUACCAAUGUUCGUUUCUCUUGAGGAAAUAAUGACAUUUCAUCUAUAAAUUUCAUUGCCCUUUGAGUUUUCCGACAUAUAUGUGUUAUGGCAGCUAACUGAAAUGCUGCACAUAAAUUAUAUGCAUCAGGUAUUAUCAUAUCUGCAAUUAUGCCAUGUUUUUUUUCUUCUUUUUCAAUGUAAGUUGUACAUUUAGUAUAUAGUCCAGCAAAACUAAAAUUACAAUCACAAUACCGAUACAUCGAAGGAUGAAAUUCAAAUUGGUUAAUAUCUGAUGCUUUACGUGCUGCAGUUUCUAUAGCUAAGCCUCCACUAAGAGUACUAAAUUCUGGAAUAUUUUUCAAUUUGAGUCUUCGAGCAAUCUGCGAAUGUAAAUUUAUCUCAAAUUAUAGCAACUAGAGAAAACUUUUAUUUAAAUUUACAAUAAUACAACAUGAAAAGAGAAGAUAUCAUUCUUUUUACCUUAUCAAAAGUUUCUCCAGGUGGAUUGUCAAGAGUGGUUCCAAGUAAAUAAAAUUUAUUUGUAUUUUCUACAAUUGCAAGUAAACAAUGACCCCCAGAAACCAAUAGAACAAGAUAAGGAAAAUCGACCUAAACAUAAAAAGUUUAAUUUUACUUUAUACCUGUUUAUUAAAAUUCAUGUAAUAAGUACUGAUAUUUAUCAACAGACCUUCUCUUUCAUUCGUACUGUCAAAGCAUGAGCUUCCAUAUGAUGUAUAGGUAUAAAAGGUUUCUUGGCAAUUUUUGCUAAAUGCUUUCCAAACUUUAUUCCAACAGUAAGUGACAAAUGUAGACCAGGUUUUGUAGUUGUAGCCACUGCACUAACGUCUCUUAACUUCAAAUUUGCAGAUCUCAAUGCAUCUUCGCAGACUUUAGUAAUAUUAUUUACAUGCAAUGAACGAGCAAUUGUAGGAACUAUUCCCCCAUAACUAGCAGUAUAAAAUAACUAUUAGAAAAUAAUUUUUAUCAAUGAUAUAAUCAAUUUUAUUAACAAUCAUUUCAAUUCCGAUUACUUUAAAUGAGUAUGAUGUUGAGAAUUAAUAGCUUCACCUAAUACAGCCCCCGUGCUAUCAACAAUUCCACAACCUGUAUCGUCACAACUGGAUUCUAUUCCUAAGAUUAUAGCUGGUUUAUCGUGUAAAAACAUUUUUAAUAAAUUUGAAUUUCUUCCAUAAGGACAUGUUAAAGCAUUCAGAUUCAACGAAUGUUUCAACAAACAUUUAUAAUGUAACACGUGCAUAUUCCGAAUCAUUGUCUCUUUAAGUAGGCCU